Molecule: messenger RNA, 1074 nt
Organism: Brassica napus (rape)
Lineage: Eukaryota; Viridiplantae; Streptophyta; Magnoliopsida; Brassicales; Brassicaceae
Exons: 1
Coding region: 1-1074 (357 amino acids)
Source: RefSeq, a predicted model, not a curated record
AUGCCUAACUCAAACAGCGACAUCAUCUCGUUCAAGGAAAGAGCAACGAUCGAUUUGAUCAAACCUCUCAACGAUCUUCUUGUCAUCGAGCUGACAAUCCAGAAUAUGGAUGUCGCAAGGAUAUUAGUCGAUACCGGAAGCUUGGCUGAUAUCAUCUUCAAAAACACUCUCGAGAGAAUGGAAAUCGAUCCAUCCAAAAUCGCGGAAAACGCAAGCCCGCUAGUAGGAUUCUCGGGAGAAGUCACCAUGACUCUCGGCACAAUCAACCUUACGGUUCGAGCUGGGAGCGUAGUCAAAAUCGUCGAAUUCCUAGUCGUCGAUCGAUCCAUGUUCUACAACACAAUCGUAGGGACACCAUGGUUAUAUUCGAUGCAAGCGGUACCGUCGACGUACCACAUGUGUCUCAAGUUUCCGACUCCAUGCGGAAUCGAGACCAUCUGGGGAGAUCGGAGAACUUCGCAGGUUUGCUAUGCCGCGAAUUUAAAACGGAAAAAUCUGCCGGCUGACGCUCCUUCCAAAAAGAAAAAGAAACCGUCUGCCCUCGACGACGCCCCAGAACAAGAUAAAGCGGAAAUCUUCUGGCAGUUGCGAGCAGCCGAGCCAAUGGAAGGGAAACGCGAGCCUACCUGCGAACCUGUCAUCUCAGUAUGCAUCGAUGAAGCCUUCCCAGAACGCUGCGUCGAAAUCGGUGCGAACCUGAGCGAGACUUUAAAAGCCAAGCUCCUGACUUGUCUGAAUAGAAACUCGAACACGUUCGCAUGGACUGCGGAAGAUAUGCCAGGAAUUGACAUUAACAUCACAUGUCACGAACUCAAUGUUGACCCAACAUCCAAACCCGUCAAACAAAAGAGAUGGAAACUGGGGCCGGAACGCGCCGAAGCGGUCAACAACGAAGUCGACAGACUCCUUAAAGUCGGAUCGAUAACGGAAGUUACAUAUCCUGACUGGCUCGCUAAUCCUGUCGUCGUUAAGAAAAAGAACGAAAAGUGGCGAGUCUGCGUCGAUUUCACUGAUCUCAAUAAAGCGUGUCCUAAAGAUAGUUACCCGCUGCCGCAUAUCAAUCGCUUAGUCUAG